Messenger RNA from Nilaparvata lugens (brown planthopper), 575 nucleotides. RefSeq lists its product as uncharacterized. The coding region runs from base 13 to 366 and encodes 117 amino acids. The record is from RefSeq and is a predicted model, not a curated record. NCBI's taxonomy places the organism in Eukaryota, Metazoa, Arthropoda, Insecta, Hemiptera, Delphacidae. The transcript has 2 exons.
AACUUCAAUGAAAUGUUCCAUUGUGAAUAUCUAACCAACAAAACGCGUGCCCUUGCAGACAGAGACAGCAGCUGCGUGACAACUGAGCAAGAGCAAAUCGAAGCGAGAGCGAGGCGAGACCCAGGCGAGCUCAAUUCGAUUCACCCCACUCUCGCCUCUUUCACCUCGCACCAAUAUGCGCCGGCCAUUGACCCUUCUCAUCAAUGUUAUACAACGCAGCCCAGCUUUCACACCGCCGUACCGCAGCGUCUCGUUUCAGACCGCCGUACCGCAGCGUCUCGUUUCAGACCGCGGAUUCAUGAGCGAAGUAUUUUCAAAGAUGUAUCUCAUAAUAUUAAUCAAUCUAGCGAUUUCCAUAAGGCGUAGCAACACUACAUAAUACGCGUCGUCAAUGCUACGAUUUUCAACAUAGCCGUCUCUCCGUAUUUCGGGUAGCGGAUGCGCUUUGAGCUGAACAAUGACACUCGACCACAGCUCAAAAUUGAAAAAUCUGGUGUGGUACACUCACACAACUUUCCUUGCUCAUUGAUCUAUAAGCCUCAUUCUUAAAAGAGGAUAAUUUCGGGGAAUAACAU